Molecule: messenger RNA, 597 nt
Organism: Phytophthora nicotianae INRA-310
Lineage: Eukaryota; Oomycota; Peronosporomycetes; Peronosporales; Peronosporaceae
Exons: 1
Coding region: 1-597 (198 amino acids)
Source: RefSeq, a predicted model, not a curated record
AUGAGAGCUGACCUACCGCUAGCAUCGUCCCCAGAUUCGACAGAUCGCACCCAGAUUACUCUAACGGGGCCGUCGGCUCCGACAUCUAUUACAUCCACGGCUGAUGACGAAGUCGACAACUUGGAGGAAAAGCAACCAGCCCCUGUUCAAGAUGCAAGUGAUGGCAAGGAGGAAGUGCAAGAAGUAGCAGGUCAAGCUACAAUGCGUCCUACUAAAGCAGAUUCUUUUCAGCCGGCGCCGGCUGCAACUACGUCUUCAGCUGGUACCGGCGAAAUACCGGAACGUACCAAACGUAUACCGGACGCAAGCCCCCAAGGCACGGAAACGGAUCCAAUUUCGUUUGCGGAUCUGCCCCGAGUUCGAGGUGUCUCGAAGCGGGAGAAGAGAAGGCUAUCCGGGAGGAAGGAGCUCCGUGGGGCGCGCGAAUUGGCUGUGAAGAUAAAUGAUGGAAAGAAAACUCGCAAGACCCGCCUUGAUGAUGUGGCAGCCUACUCGAAGGCGCUUACAGCAUGGAUAAUGCAAAGACAAUGGUGGACUCGCUGGCGCUUGACGACGUCGAAGUCCAAGGCAGUGCAUCGAUCCGCCCCUACAACGUAG